Messenger RNA from Oncorhynchus kisutch (coho salmon), 1569 nucleotides. RefSeq names its product calretinin-like. Gene Ontology annotation, molecular function: calcium ion binding. Lineage: Eukaryota; Metazoa; Chordata; Actinopteri; Salmoniformes; Salmonidae. Gene Ontology annotation, cellular component: synapse; cytosol; dendrite. The transcript has 11 exons. The record is from RefSeq and is a predicted model, not a curated record. Gene Ontology annotation, biological process: regulation of long-term synaptic potentiation; regulation of presynaptic cytosolic calcium ion concentration. Bases 182 to 997 code for a protein of 271 amino acids.
AGAGUACAUGUGGGUUCAGAGCCGCUGCGCCCCCGUUCUGUCAGCGUGAAAAGUGCAUGCGCCGCGGGGGGGUUUAAAAGCCCCGGCUGAGUGCGAGCCGCUGACAGUUUGGAGAGGCUCUGGAUCAGACUGGGAACAAGUUAACUCCGGAAGAAGAAGAAAAAGCAGCAGCGACUGAACGAUGGCGAGUCAAGCACAGCAGCCCCCUCAUCUCCACCUGGCAGAGCUCACCGCGGCGCAGUUUCUCGACAUCUGGAAACAUUUCGACGCAGACGAAAAUGGCUACAUCGAGGGAAAGGAGCUGGAGAACUUCUUCCGGCAGCUAGAGACCGCGCGGAGAGGAACAGGCGUGGAUCCCACACAUGCUGCCUUUAGAGAGAAAAUGAAGGAAUUCAUGAUGAAAUUUGACAAGAAUGCAGACGGAAGAAUCGAGAUGUCAGAAUUAGCUCAGAUUCUGCCCACAGAGGAGAAUUUCCUGCUUUGUUUCAGAACAUUUGUGGGAUCCAGUGCAGAAUUCAUGGCGGCAUGGAGAAGGUAUGACACUGAUCGCAGUGGAUACAUCGAAGCCAAUGAACUGAAGGGUUUCCUGUCAGAUCUUCUGAAGAAGGCCAACAGACACUACGAUGACAAGAAACUCAACGAGUACACACAGACAAUCCUGAAGAUGUUUGAUCUGAACGGUGAUGGGAAACUGGGCCUGUCUGAAAUGGCCAGGCUGCUGCCGGUUCAGGAAAAUUUCUUGCUCAAGUUCGAGGGAUGCAAGCUUUCAGCAGAGCAGUUCAACAUAAUAUUCACCUUCUAUGACAAGGAUGGAAACGGUUACAUCGAUGAGCAGGAGCUGGACGCACUGCUGAAGGACCUACAUGACAAGAACAAAAUGGAGUUGGACUCGACCGGUCUGGUGGGCUAUAAGAAGAGCAUCAUGGCUCUGUCCGACGCGGGGAAGCUCUACCGCACCGAGCUGGAGAUCGUCCUCUGCCGCGACUCCACACUGUGAUCUUUCACCUCUGACCCCUGACAACCCCCCACUGCCCCCAUCCUGGCAUUACUAGGUGCAUGUAUGCCCCCCUCCUCCACUCCAACAUUUGUAGAGUGAAAGUGAAUAUCCACUUGAAGGCAUAAGCAAGACCCUCAGCCCAACUGCCCCACUCUGUUUAACUACCUGUCCCUUACUAUGCCCCACCUCACCUCCCCCUUAUCGCAGCGUGGCGCUACCUGAUGAUGUCAUCAACGUCCGCAGCUUUAUUGUUCUUUUUUUUUUACAUGCAAUUCUAUAGUGAGUUAACCAAUACAUAUGGAAAUAAUAGAAGGAAUAUACGAUAUGACUAUUUAUUUGAAUGCAUAUACAUUUUGCCUGAAUGUCCUUUAUACUGUACUCCCUAAGCCUACUCUUUGUUUUUUUACAGUUCGCCUGUAAAUCUCUGUCUCUUUUUCUAUUUACCUCUAAUCUCAAUGCCCCCUCCCGCACUAUUCGUUUCAGUCUGUUGCCUUGUUUUUGAAUUGGGUUUAGGCUCGUACUGUUUUAGUGGAGAUAUUAUUGAGAGCAUCAAUAAAUAUAGCUGAUGAUCA